CCGCAGUUAAUGCUCAUGUUUUGAGACGUUGACGACAAAGAAGCCAUUGGCCCCACUAUCAUUAUCACAGACCCCAGUACCGUCCAGAUGAGAAGCUGUUAAGCUGUGCGUUACGUUAUCGUUGUGUUCGGUUUCCAUUAAUCAGAACUGUAUCAUUCUGCUGCUGUUGGUCGAUCUGAGUUAUCCCUGUAGACACGACGGCCUACACGACAGCGGCAGUAGGCCGCAACAGGGACUGUGCAAAGCGGGCGGCCAGGCUGAUUUCUGCUGGUUGCUCCGUAGAUUUUCGUAAGGAGCAAGUAGUAAAGCAUUCUGCCACUGAAACUCCUACUUCGAUCAGUGGCUACUGCGUGCAGUAUACGUUCAGCAGCAGCAGUCAAUAGCAGUGUUCGAGGAUACAGCCCAGAAUACACAAGAGUGGGCUAGUCGUGUGUUUUGAGUGGGUUUAGAAAUCAGCGGUUAGCAGUGGGUAACAGCUAACCGAAUUUGCUGAAUAGCUGCUCAUCUAUAAUAAUCACAACGAUUGUAUAGUAAUAAUAAUAAUAAUAACAAGAGCUAACGAGCAAGCAAAAAAAAGAAGCCAGUGCAAAAACCGAAGGCAGCCGAUUCUACUAGUCAGUCACUUGCAGCUACGACAGUAUCAGCAAUGGUAGUGAUUCUGGUCGUAGCCAACGUGAAGUGUCGCUUAUGCACUUUGGUGUCUCGAUGCUUUCGAAGGAAUCAAUAAUAAAGCUAAUAUCAAUAGCACAGCUAGACGUUAAAUGAAUGACUAGCGACUGCUGCGAUUAUUCAGCGUGCUCCAUCAAUAAGUGCUGUCAUUGUCCUGUGUUCGAAUAAGCCUGACCUGCGCGACGGACCUAUCAACAAUGCCGGGUGGUCACAGCCGUAACUCUGGCUCGUUCUGGUGAGUUCUGGGGGUACUAGGGCCAAACGACUGGGGCUAAGAAGAGCAACUGUUUUGCUGUAUUGGGAUUUCAAUUAUUUGCUCUUUGUGCUACUAAUAGUAGUAAAUCAAGUGGCCAUACGAAACACAGCCGCAGACCAGUUCCUCGCGUUUGAUCCGGGUAGUUGGUUUGACCACCGAGAGGGGGUAAUCCGUUCAUUCACCGGAAACCUACCAGUCGUACCAACUAGCCAAUGUGGUACCGUUUCAACAAAGAGAUAUAAUACCAGUAAGAUUGAAGCGGCAGCUGUAGCUCAAGUGGUAAUGUCUGAAAGAACGGUUGGACAAUGGUGAUAUCUGUGAAGCAUUAUUUUUAGCAUCUUCCAGUCUGUCUCUUUGUCUGGCGCACGUGAAUUUAUUUAUCGACUGGUGAAACUUGAACCGGCUGAGCGAUUUCGUUACAUGGCAACGGCACCGGCACUGGUUUUAUUUGAAUGGGUUUCAAAAAUUCGUGCACGCGAAUGCGUCUGUGCUCUCGAGUCUUCCGCCCAAAGUCGAUGCAUGUAACACGUCUGUUUCAUCCCCCUAUAUUUUUGGCUAGGGUCGUAGUUCUAAAUUUGUCGCUUUAGUUAAAUAUCUGAACUAUAAGUUAAAGUUCGGUAAACAAACUGACGGAAUCAAAGAUUGGCUGUAGCUCGGCCGACUGGUGGGAACGUACCGUGCAGCAGGGUUAAAUAAACUAGAUAAACCACACGGCUCCAACAACAUCUCAUAGGGUGUAAUCACGCAAAUAAACGAAUUUAGAGCUAUGAAGAGUAACACUGACACGGACUUGAUGCUAUGAUACAAACGUAAGAUAGCAGGGACUUGUAGUUACCUCCUUUCGGGUAAGUUGAGAAGCCUACCAGGGCUGAACCUCUACUUCCCUGCCUUCCAGUUCUACGUAUUAUGAACAUUUGCUGCUGUAGGUCCGGUCAUAGCAACAUGUACCCGCACCACCAUUUUCCAUUAGAACUGAUCCAGACCGUUCAGCACUAGAUGACAAGUACUUUUUUAUAAAACGAGGCUAAUUAUUAUAAUCUAAAAAGUGACAGAAUCCGUUUUUUCUUUUCCGGAGUUUCUUUUUCUUGUCGUUGCUCCGAAGAAGACUUUUUCGUAAAUAUGUAUGUGACCUGAUCGCUAUUAACGACUGCAUCUGUUGACGUUUUUAGGACGUUCUUUUAUCGUUGGCCCUGUUUAUACCCAAAAUAUUCAACUGCAUUGAGAAUAUUUACUAUUGAGCAGUGUGUGCGUCCGUGCACUUACGCUCAAUUGCACGUGGCUUAACUACGCAGCAGUUACUAUCACAGCCGGUGUUACUAUUACGAACUAUUAUUCCUGUUGGAAAAGGAGGCUUGGACAAUUAGUGACACGGAGCAGAGGACUUUUUUUUUACGUAGCCUAGUAUAUUAGCUUUAUCUGUUUUAAGACUGUAGAAUGUAGAUAUUAAUACAAAGCUACAAUCGACGAAUUAGAAGUUGAGCACUAACGAAAAUACUAGCCUGCAUUGAUCACCAACCAGCCAAUGGUUAUUUUUACCGGCGACCCCUACGGGUACUGUGGGGUAUUUAUUAAUAUGUAAAAGUGGAAUUUACCGUCGGAUUUCUUAAAUAAAUCGGGCAUGCUUAUUGCCGAAAAAACUGUAUUGUACAACGUAAAUAAAUGUGGCACACGCCAUUUUUAUGAAAUAACAAAAAAAUCUUAAAAGAAAAAAAUAUAUUUAAGCUCAGCGACCUGAUGAAAUAUACAUGUCGGCUUGGUCUUCAAAAUCAUGUUGGGUAGCUUAACCACUUACGAUACGAACAACUCCUUUCAAAGACUUUUCGUUUUUAAUUUACUAGUACAUAUCAACGGCACGCCACAACUGUCCUCGUUAGUUCCUAAAUAGUGGAAACUUGCAGAAUUUUCGUGUGAGGUAGAGGUGGGUUCGUUUUUUUAAGUAGGAUGGACAAGUGAAAACGUAAGGAUGGUAUCUGCUAAUCGAGAGAAGGAGACAGUAGCCAUCAACAUUCUGUUACUCGCUGCAACUCAAUUACAGAGUUACACCACGAAAGCUCUCAGGGAGCGCAAGUCUUCCCAGGUAGAGAAUUUCACUAGAGACAGUGAUUCCAGCGGGUCCCUCCCACCACGAUUACGUGAGACCAUUCGCGACAACUCGAACUAAGCGUUGCCAGAAAACCGGACUUCUGCGUGUCGAAAACAAACAGCGACAGAGGAAAAUCACUUGGGGCGUCCGCGGUAUCAAGCAAUGCAAAUGACUAUUAUUUGCUACUAGAGUUUCCUGUAUGUGUACGAGUCGCUUGUGCGCACACUGCAGAUGUUUAGAUUUGUAUACGUGUGCACGUCUGCCUAUCCGCUAUAACCGUGCUUAUUGUACAGCUGUCGUUUCACGACGAAGUUGUCGUAACGGAAGGGAACAGCAGCGACAAAAAGAAACUAGAGACGUCGCCAGGGCUAUUUACGCGUGCCGCUUUGAAAUAGUGAAGGUAUUGAGCAUAGGAGUGCAAAACUGUUACAGUUCGUAAUCUGCCGUUGUAGUGUGAGAUCGAGACGGGCGGGUACGAGUUUGUCAUUUUUGGCCCGUUGAAAGCCAGCGGCAAAGAGGUCUGUGCGGUUGUGCAUUAUCAGUUAUAACGAGAUAUUAGAAAUCGAAGCGAUUUGUUAUCAGACCGAUAAAAAAUGGGUAGCCGAUCUGCGAUGAACGCAACUGACAAGAAGUUGUUGGACAAUCUACAAUCUGAUCUCCGACAGUUGUCCAAUGAAGCCAAAAGAAAGUUUCCGGCCGUCAAGGAGGCGGCAGAAUCCGGCAUCGUAAAGCUUCGUAACGCGGCCACAAAACACGAACAGUUAGUGUUAGCUCUACGUUCUGAUUCCCCAGAGAUUCUGGAACCGUUCUUCGCGGGAUGUGAGAGUAAACAUCCGAAAAUCGUCCAGAUAUCGCUAAACGCCAUUCAGCGAAUGAUUAACAUAAAAGCAGUUAACAAUUUGGCCGCUUCAAAUAUUGUCAACUGCCUGUGGAAUCUGAUGGAGACAGGUUUGGAAGAGGUCAAGAUACUACAAACGAUCACCCAGCUCCUGGUGACAACGGACUCCGUGCAGGACCAUGUGCUCGCCAAAGCGCUCGUCAUCUCGUUCCGUCUCCAUUUCACGAAAAAUUUGACCACAAACAAUACAGCUAGCGCCACCAUACGACAAUGUGUUAACUGCGUCUUUGAGAGGGCCAGGGAUCAUCUUAAGGAGCGCACCGAUUUGACAAAGGCCUACCAAUGUGUAGACGAACUUAAGACAGGAACACAUGCAGCCCCACCGUCACUGGCGCGACCGUCUGCUGAUGCCUAUUUAUUGUUUCAGGACCUCACUUUCAUGGUGAACGCGGAGCAACCCACAUGGCUUCUUGGCCUUCAGGAAAUGACGCGAAGCUUCGGUCUCGAACUGAUCGAGGACAUACUCGCCGAAUUUUACCAGAUUUUUAUCACACAUCCAGAGUUCACCUUUCUGCUAAAAGAGCGCGUAUGUCCUCUUGUCAUAAAGCUGUUUUCACCUAAUACGAAGUUUCGUGCGCCCCAGCCAACACCGGGGGUUAGCCAAGAGAAACCGUUCUUCGCUAUUUGCAUGCGAUUGAUUCGUAUCGUCUCUGUGCUAAUUGCGAGAUUCUAUUCGUGUCUGGUCACCGAAUGUGAAAUCUUCCUCAGUUUGAUCACGAAAUUUCUCGAUCCGGAAAAGGUGGAAUGGCAGAGGGCGCUUGCGCUCGAAGUUAUGUACAAGAUGUGCUCACAGCCGGACCUACUCCGAUGUUUUUGCAUACACUAUGAUAUGAAAGCACACUCAUCAAAAAUUCUCCAGGAAAUCAUCAAUUCACUGUGUGUUUGUGUUGAGUCGUUAUUCUUGCAAGAUCAGAUACCGACGCAACUUAAUCCGGCGCAGCCCGGUCAGCCAAUUCAGACGCCUCAGCCAGUAUUCAACUACAAAGGCCGCGCUAUGCCUCUUCUUCACAAAGUUACCCAGGGUCCACUCAAACCGUUGUUCGCGGAAAUGCUAGAUAAAGUCGAACCCUCCGUUGUUCCUGAGGGCUACUGUCUUUCCAUCGGUUACGUUUCCAUUAUCGAGAUGAUCACAUCGAUCACUAAACUAAUUCACAAAUACCAAAAGAAAAGCCCUACGACCGAAGAGGAAGCCACUGCGAAUCAGGAACUGUGCAUUCAGCUCGUACAUUCAUCCUGGGGUGGACUCAUUUCGGUAAUGGGUCUUCUACUCGAGACGAGUUGUGACGAACAGAUUACCGACACGCUUCUGACAUGCAUUACAUCUUAUGCGGUACUUUGUGGACAGCUGAACAUGUGUACACCGCGAGAUGCAUUUAUCUCAGCCAUGUGCAAAGGAUCCUUGCCACCACAUUAUACGCUUACCGUUCUAACAACGAUUUAUCAGUCGAGCUAUAUUUCGCCACGAACUGUCUUCGAAGCGGAUUCUGUUGUUGAUAUGCGGCCUUCUCUUGGACCUUAUCUAGGGUCGGGCGGUUCUCUCGAUGGUGGGAGUGACAUUGCACCACGUACCGAUCAAAUUGUAGCGGUCGGAACACCCUUGCCUACAAGAUCGCUCCCGCAAGGAGCACAUCAGGGUCCUGUUAUGCUGACAGCCAAGAAUCUUCAAUGUAUGCGGGCAUUGUUAAUACUGUCUCAAUCCAACGGUGCAAUACUCUCUACAGCGUGGCACAUGGUGCUUACAACUCUUCAGCAUCUCGUCUGGAUUCUCGGUUUGAAGCCUGCUGCCGGAGGUGGUCUAAAGGCACCUCCCUCGGGAACUGCUGCUCAAGGAGGUGGGGCUUCGGCAGCUCAGAGUGGACCUAAUGCCACCAACCAGGGUGUGGCCGGUCAGGGGGAAGCAUGUCUAACCACAGCUAUUACCAAUGAUCUCCCAGUACUAUCCGCCAUGCUCAGCCGAUUAUUUGAAAAUUCUCAAAAACUGAGCGAAGUUGCUUUGCACCAUUUGAUUGAUGCUCUCUGCAAACUUUCGCAGGAGUCUAUGGAGCUGGCUUUUAGCAAUCGGGAGCCUUCCCUGUUUGCUGUGGCAAAAUUAUUAGAAACAGCAUUGGUGAAUCUUGGUAGAGUAACAGUUUUUUGGCGUCCGUUAAGUUCUCAUCUAAAUGAAGUUUGUCAACAUCCUCACACAACGAUGCGCGAGUGGGGUGCCGAGGCACUCACUUAUCUCGUUAAGUCGGCUUUAAAUUGCAAGGAAUAUAACCCACCACUGGCUGAAAACCCGGCUCUUCAGCAAAUGUUAUUAGCUCCACUGGUCGACAUGGGGGCGACGACUUUGCAUUUUGACAUCAGGGCAAAGCAGAUCGAGUGUACUUUGGCAAUUUUACAUGCGGGAGUUGCUGGCGAGAGCCUUAGCCAUGGAUGGCAGCAGAUACUUUCGAUCAUCGGAAAUAUCACCGACAAUCAGGGUGUAAUCUGCGUGGGCGAAAAAGACGCCGAUCCUCACUAUCCACUUCUCGUCGCUAAAAAUUGCACGACAGGCGAAGCUCUGGUACGGUCAGCGUUUCAGUGUCUUCAACGGGUGGUCGCAGACUUCCUGCCAAUCAUGCCGUGCUCAUCUCUACAGCUCUGCAUUCAGACGGCAGCAAAGUUCGGUCUUCAAACACAGGAUCUCAAUGUCUCCCUUACGGCUAUUGGACUAUUGUGGAACAUCGCCGAUUAUCUAUAUCAAAAUAAGCAGCGGGUAUCCAAUGAGCUAGGACAGGCGGGUUGCGUCCUGUUAUCCGUAGGCUCAUCAAAGGAGAGCACCCCAACAGGUGGGUCCCCGAGCAGAGAGUUGACAGCCACGCUGCCUCCAUUUGACCAGUUGUGGAUGACACUGUUCUCUUCGCUGGGUGACCUCUGCGUCGAUCCAAGGUCAGCGGUGCGAAAAUCUGGUGGACAAACUCUCUUUUCAACAAUCAACGCGCAUGGCGGCUUGCUCGAACAGCAAACCUGGCAGGCUGUCCUAUGGAACGUAUUGUUCCCACUGCUCGACCGGGUGCGAAAUCUUUCAGGCAGUGCGUCAACGGAAAAAGUGACGGAUAUGGCAGGUAACAUAUUGAUUCACCAUUCGCGCAAUACGGCCCAAAAGCAAUGGGCUGAAACGCAGGUCCUGACAUUAGGUGGCGUUGCGCGCGUGUUCUACGUAAAACGCGACAUAUUACAAAGUCUAGGCGAUUUUGGCCGAGCCUGGGCACUCCUUCUCGAGUUUAUUGAGAACUCGGCAUUGUCAAAAAACAAUGAGGUGUCCCUGUCCGCGUUGAAGAGCUUCCAGGACAUGCUACACAUGACGUCUCGGGGGGGUAGCACCGCCCCACCGAGUAACAUUGCGGCCAGUGUUUGCGGUGAUUCGAUGUCAAGCGCUGCGUCAUUCAAUGGCGAUAGCGGCCUCGAAUCACUUUCUACCGAUCGAGUGUCUGAAGAGGUGAUGUUGUGGGAGACCGCUUGGCGUGUUUGGUGCACCAUUGGGCUGAACUCAACGCAGGCUCCUGCCGAAGGCGAUCAACAGGAAAUGUUCAUUCCAUCGCAGCCCUUCUUGACCGCGUUGAUCCACAUCUUUCCGCUACUAUUUCAGCAUAUUAAGUCACGUUUCCAAGAGGCCGAUCUGCGUAAGUUGUGCCGAGUCCUUGAAAACGCAUCGGCAGUGCCGAUGCACGCGGAUACCGCACCUUUCAUUUUACCAUCACUUACUGAUGUCGUACUUAGUCCGCUACAGGAAGCGAUCCUGUCGACGAUCGACACGAUACAAAGGGAAAUUCUCUUCUCAGCGUGUGCUCACUUAUGGGACAUGCUGCCGGUCCUAUUUGAACAACUGUUGCGGUUCAGCGCGUACGCUUGUCAAGCGCCAUCUUUCGGCGCAUUUACUCCACCCUGCAAUACUUCCGGUGCAAGUGGUAAUAGUGCGAACAGCGGUCCUCAUGGUCUCGAGCAUCAUCUUAAUAAUAACCACAACCACACAAGCAAUAACCUUGCCAACAACAAACCCGUUACCACCGAUUGGAUCACAAUGAGUUUUGUACCGUUCGGUGAACGCGCAAUGGAAAUGAGUGUAUCAUUGUACACGCAAAUCGCGAACAAACGAGCUGUCAUCCAGGCACGCAUCCUUCAUUCCAUCGUCAAGGCGUUGCAUAUUCCGUUGGCUCUGAAGUAUCGAUGUCCCUCAUCAUCAACGUGGAAACUAGCCGUUGCUUCUCUCUUAAGUGCGCUCCAUGUCGGACUGCCAAUUGCCCAUUCUAAUCCGGCUAUGUUCGAGGAAAUGUGGGCAGAUCUGGCUAUAACUCUAGAAGAGUUUUUAUUCUCCGACAGUGUCCCACCGCCAAAUCAAAGCCUUGAAGAGCAACAGAAUGACGAGUCACUAGACACGAGAGUAAUUCAACUGAUUCGUGAAUGCAUCCUUCCUCAUGCCGGCAAGAUGCCGAAGAUCUUCGUUCUACGCGUAGUCGCAUUACUGAAUAAAGGCUCAAUACAUUCCGCUACAUCGAGCGCGCCUGUCGUGGGGGCCGUUCCGGAGCGCAACUCGGCAGCAGGCUCGGGGGUGGCUGCUAACCUUGCCGGGUCCACAAGAGCGCACAGUGCCUAUUGCACGGUACAGACCACCGGCGAGGCUCUCGCGGUUGCCCCUGGGUCCGCGCAAUCACCGAGCUUGACGGUGCUGGCGUCCGGCCAGAUCGCCAAGCCGAUCUCGACCCCGAUCAACCAGCUCAACAACUCAAGCUCAUGGCCCCCUGCCGCUGUUGUUUCUCUUUCUUCUAUGUCUCGCCCCGCCCUUGCAGACGUUGAAUCGAGUCGUAAGCUCCGUGAAGAGUUUGCGAAGGCCUGCUUCGAAACUCUGCUGCAGUUCUCGUUUCUCGAAGGCAAUGCGGUCACCCUACAGCCGGAGACGAACCUUAGCCUUACUGAUGGACCGAUGUCAAGCUCAGCCCAAGCAGGCGCAAUGCCCCAGCAGAACGCAGGUGUCGUAUCGAAGUUGGCUAUCACGUCGCUGCUGCAUAGGUUUGAGGAGGUGAUUUCGUCCUAUGUGGAAGACGAACGAUUGUCAGGAAAAUGCCCGUUACCACGCCACCGGAUGUCCGAGAUCUCGUUUGUACUCAAGGCUAUUGCGACUCUCAUCGCUUCGCUAAAGAAAGCUCCGCGAACCAGCGUUGACCCUUCCGUCUGGAAACAGUUGAUCGCACUCUACCCCAGCCUCGUCAAAUGCACGACGUCAUCUUCCCCACAAGUCUGCCGCUCGCUUCGAGAGUCAUUGCACGAAUAUGCUGAUCUUCUCAGUCCGCCCAGCUAAACCUGCGUUCGAACCAGUGAACAGGUGCAAGAAGAUAAACGCCCACUCCUAAGCCUUUGCACGACCAUGCGCUUCCUUAGGGAUGAGAUGGCAAACGUGCGAAAGAGGUUCCAGAGGCAGUACACAAAUGUAGGAAACGGCCUAUAUAGCGUACGAAACAUAUAUGUUUCGUACACAUAUAUAUAUAUAUACACGAAGAAAAACUGUUAGGUAUAAUGCUAUGAGGUUUGAUAACAAUCGAUCAUGAACGAUUUGAUAAUGAUUAGGAAACGGAGAUAACCACUGCGAAGCAACACAAUCUGUUAGAGAUAAACAUUAUAUUAAUGUAAUGGAACCAAUUUUACCUGAGCGAAGGAUACAAUACACAUAGACCCACUCACAUGUGUAUGUAGCGCAUGUGUUAUGCUUGCUCGUUAGACAGAAAGUGAAAUCAUUAGUGGCUACAGGUUCAGAUGUUGGGGAGUUUGUAGGAAAAAGGACGCAAAGAGUUUUCGUUAAAGGAUGCAAAAUGUCCGCUUAGGGUGCUAACGUUCUUAAUGCUUGCAUAGAUAGAUCGCGAGACAAUAAAAAAUAAGGAAGAACAAGAGUUACCACUGCGCAGGCGGCAUGAAACAAUAAUAAGUCUCCAGCCUGUUACUAAGCUCAUAGUGCUGUAAACCAUUCUUCUGACUACGGCCGAACGUUUUGUUUAAUGUAUGAUAACAAACACGCUGUAGAAGAGAAUAGAACACGAGCGAUGAGUGCGAAAAAAAGAAUAACGACGUAGACAUAGACGAUGCCUCUUAUAUUUACUGUUAUUGUAUUGUAUAAGCAUGACGCUUUAAAGAGCAUCUCUAAAUCACACGUAGAGGUUUAUCGAGGCUUGACCCAUUCUUGAUUUACCUUCAGGCUGAGUUUUUGGUCUCUCUGUGAUUCCACCUCAUUCUAGAACGCUAUAUGAUGACGACGGAAAGCAUACGUAUAUAUAUAUAAUGAUAAAAAUAUAUGAUUAUAAAAAGCGCCUCGAUAAUGCUAGAUAUUGCAGGGAAAGGCUGAAAUUUUAUGCGAUAAAAGGCCCUUUCUCUCAGGACACUACGUUUGUCAGGGCAUGAAUAUGCUUCGCGAUGAGCCCCAAAAGCUUCUGCUAACUGUCUUCGACUGUGCGUCGCAAUGCUAUUACAAAUAUAUAAAUUUAUAUACGUAUAUAUAUAUAUAUAUAUAUAUGCGGGCAGACCAGUUUUAUGUGAUAGAGUUAGCAUAAAUAAGUUAACACACACACACAUAUAUAUAUAUUGCGAGCAUUAAAUCACCUUCGAUCAACAGUUGUACUACUUUUAGCUAAUGAAGAUUGUCGGACCUUGUUGACGGUCCUCAAAAGGCGUGCCGUCGAAACAAUACACACAAACACGUACUAAGAAAAAUGACUGUGAAUAUUUCAAUAAAUUGGUAGUUAACCUGUA
Varroa destructor (honeybee mite) is the source of this 10662-nucleotide messenger RNA. It is a transcript of the gene mon2, whose product is annotated as Mon2 homolog, regulator of endosome-to-Golgi trafficking. The record is from RefSeq and is a predicted model, not a curated record. NCBI's taxonomy places the organism in Eukaryota, Metazoa, Arthropoda, Arachnida, Mesostigmata, Varroidae.